CCCCUCAGCUAAGGCCAGGGCUGCUCACCUGCAGCUCACCACAUUUAUCGCUUUAAGUUAAAGAAUGUGGUGAGGGUUGCACAGCACUUUAUGUCACAGGACCAAGCCAGGCUGUUUACAAAACCUUGAACUGUCUAGACAACACCAUAAAAGCCAAAGUUCUAAACAGCUUAAUUGGGUUCUAUUAUACACCUUCUGGUGGGCCCAAAAGAGAUUUCCGCACUGUGCAAUAAACUGGAGAAGUGAGAAAAGCUUCUCCUUCUCUCAAAAGAGUGCAGUGGGUCUUAUGACUCUCAACCUCUCAGAAACCCAAAGGCAAAAUAUAAAUCCCAAAGGUGCACAGCACCCCAUGCCUCACCUGAGGAAGUGUGCUUUUUGAAUUAUAAUUUUUUUAAUUGCUGAAGCUUUUGGGGGGUAAAGAAAAACAUAAGUGCAUAAGUGUAUGCCUUUGAACUUCCAAAUGUCAAGGUCAUCACCUUUAACCUCUCUGAAUAAUUAGGCGCCUUAAAGUUCUUCUGUGAUUUCCAACCACCACCCACUCUCAUAAUACAUGCUCACACAUCCAGACCCUUGCCCAUAUUUAUGACUAUAUAGCAUCAUACUGGGAGUUCACCAUAAAUCUAAGAAAAUUCCUAAUUUCAGGAUCAAUAACCUUAAUUUCCCCCCAAACACUAGAAUAAUUCAAUAACAAUUGACUUCUUAGGGAAAAAAAUAAAAACACUUGUUAUAUCAAAAUACCUAUGAACUAUUAGUAGAAUUAGGAUGUACUGAGAAUUUGGGGUGCUCUUAGGAAGAGUUUCUCUUUGCUGUAAUGAAGAACCGCAGUUUUUUAAAAGGCGGUUGAGAGAGUAAGUUCUCAUCAGACUUACACCAACCCUUAGCAUUUGAAAGCAAUUUGCCACCUUGUUAAAUAAAUUCUGGCACUCUCUAAGAUAUAGAAUAAGAUAAAAUAUAUUUGUACUGUUUUUAACACAUUUUUCAAUUUUUGAUAAAGGAUGCAAUAGAAAAAAAAGCAGAUAAUCAAAUUAUUUCGCCCAGAAAAGGAUUGUUUUGUUUACAAUCUGAGCAGUGGUUUACAUGUAAAUGCCCUAAUAGUAAGAUAUUCCUGGGAGAUUAAAACCGGUUGGGUUUUUUCUUCAUCUUUUUUCUUUUAACUGCGGUUAAAUGAGCAAGCUGUGUGCCAGCCAGCACACACCAGGCGAACGCGAGAAAUACUAUUUUCCGUUUGCAAGAACCUCUACAGCCACACGAGGGCGCGCUCACGUUCCAAAAACCUUAUUUGCCAAGAGCCUGCGGUACCUUAUUUUCCAAUACUAGACUCUAAUAAGGGAUCUUGGCCCACCCGCUAGAAACAGUCAGCAGUUAAGGUGUUUCUGUCUCCUUGUUCUAAGCAGCCAUGAUUGCGAGAAGUGGUAGAGAGACAGAGAAAAAGAAGCCAUCAGUCUUCUGAAAUAGGGGAUCCCCUAAUCCGUUGUCUCCUCAAAGAUAAAGCCGCUGCAAAAAAAAAAAAAAAAAUACUUUGGCAUAUAACCGUAUGGUGUUGAGAAGAUAUUUUUAAAAGACAAAUAUCUGUGGUCUGAAAUACGUCAUAGCCACUGCGAGUUAAUUAAAUCGGGGAAUAUCUAUUUUCAUGUUGGUUUAAGUGUGGCGAGUGGUGACAAACGUAAGGUCCCUCCCAUCUCCCCAAAACCGCACGCGUCUUGUGAGCUUUCAAACGGCUGGGAUGAUUAAAAGGCUUUUGUUUAAAACAGAUUAGGGCGUUGGCAACUUAGCUGAGUGUGUGCUUAGAAAAAAAAAAAAUGAAACUCCAUGAGGACCGCGGGCGUCGUUCUGGUCUGAAGGUUCCAGUCUAUGUGCAUGGCUUGGUGCUACCCCUGACUACCCAAGGGACAGAGAGGGCUAGAAGCUGGGGUGCGGGUGCCAGACUGGACUGAUGCGGUUUCUGGAGAUAGUAGACUCUUUGCGAGGACGUUUGGAUUUCAAAGUGUUGUGAAUGGGGAUGCAUUUGAAGUAACCUGGCGUUGUACUUGACGGAAUCCAGGCCACCUUUCCGGGUUGCCCGCCGACCUUGAGGUGCGCAGUUUGCUUUGGGCACAAGCUCUCAUAAACGGUUAAAAUCGCCCCUGAGAUUCACUGUCCUUCCAAAGCCCUGGGCAUUGGGAAAUGUCUGUGUCCCCUCCGCUUGCAUCCUUUUUUGCGGUCCAAAAGUGUGAAGAUGGGGCUCCCGGGCGUGGGCGGCUCAAAGGGAGGAUGGCGGAUCCCUUUCACCCCCUAAGUUCUUUGAGAAGAGCCUGUAGGCCCUGGAAUUUGCACUGACCUCUCUCCCCCCCCCCCCCCAUUCGCCAGACCUCAGGCUUUAGGGUCCUCCUGUCCGCUAGUUCUCCAGGCCUCCAGGAGUUGGCUUUGGUUAGAGGGAAGCUGGGGCGCCGUGACUCCCCGGCUAGGCGCCAGCGAGAGGCGUGGGUGUUCCCCGCGCAGAUACCCGGCUCCUCCUGUCCUGCUGCCGGUACGGGUUAGCUCUUUUAGAGCGUCCUUUCUUAGGGCCUAACCCGGGUUUUAGUCUAUGUGGGGUGAAACCUCCCUCCCCAAAUGUCGUUGUGUUCCUUUGUAGGCGGCCCCAUCCACCGCGCAUCUGGCUGUGCGGUGGCCCCUUGGCCUUGGCUGGCGGCCGCCGCCGGCAGACCACGGCUUGCUGAGCGGUCUGCAGUGUCAUUUCUCCCGGCAGCGCCCGCCCAACGUGGGCCUAAUACAGGCCAGGGGAUGGGACCAGGAACUUCGGGGGCUGAAAACCUCCCCUUCUUGAGCUAGGGUGCGUGGAACUCCUUGCCGGCCACCGAUCUGGAGGCGCCGAGUUCUCAGGUUCAGAAGUAGAGAGAAAAUGCGCCAAGUAGGAGUCUUUUGUGUCUGUAAAUAGAAGGAGGCUCGGCCCUUCUCGAUCCCUUUCGGUCAUCUCUGUAGACCCCUUUACUGAGUCGGUAGUAGUCUCCCGGUUGCCCCUUCGAUUUCUUUUCCCCUUGGUGCGAUGGUACACAGUGCAACCCAGAGGGGCGUCCUGGGGAGGCAGCUUUUAAUUUGUCCCUAUCCAUCCUAUCUCUAAAGAGUGACAGAGGCGGCUCAUAGGUCUAAUUUAGGGAGACUCUAGGAGCCCUUAGGUCCUCUUAGGCCCAGAGCCUCCACCCCACGCUCCCGAAGAAGACAAGAAAGUGCAAAUGCAAACCAGUUUAUUAUGAUGAUGAUUAUUAAUUAUUACAAAUGCUAAUUUCUUGCUAAGGCGACCUUUCCAGUUUUCUCUGGAAAGAACUGUGCCAGGGCGACAAGCAUCUUGUGACAAAUAUGGGUCUACAUCUCCUUUACGAUGCAAUAUUGACUUAUUAUUAAUGCUAACUGCUCUGGAUGAUCUAAAGAUGAUUUUUUUAAAUACCAGCCACUACAUUAAACACUGAGCAAAAUAAAAGUUGCCCUUAAAGCUACUGUCUUUUCCUUCCGUUUGCUUUGUGUCGGUUCUAAGGUCUUAAGGCACAGUUUCUGUCCUCACUUAUAGUAUUUUCAUUUUGCUCAAGUAUUUAAAUUCUAUAAAUCUAACAUAUUGACAAAUUUGCCUCUGAGGACUCAGUCUGAAGGUAGAAAUUCAAAAGAGGAAAAAAUAGAAUUUUGAGAGAAUAGAUUGCAUUUUUAAAUUAACAUACACAUUUUUCCUGUCUUUGAGUGGAGAUCUAUUUAAACCCUAAUCCAAUACGAGGUGACUUUGAGCUUGAAGCAUUAGGGGCACUGAAACAGAAAGACCCCCACACAGAGCAGGCAGAGCUGUCCCUACAACUUCGCUGAAGACUUACCAGUUCAGGAAGGAAUUGCUUGUUUUUAGACUGGGUGUUUUCUUCGUGUAUAAAUAAAGAUUAUGAAAGGGCAUUUGAUGGGCAUAAAAUUCCUGAUUAGAUCGAACAGCCCUUCCUUGCUUGGGAUUAGAAAAAAUUGGGCAGUCGAAUUCUGGGCAGCUCUCCUGGCCGAGAUACAAGGCAACACAAUGCUAAAGCGCCAAGCUGGCGUCAGGGCGUCAGGGAGGGCAGCGGGCACUUUGUCCAGCCCUGGGCACGUUUAGCUGUAGCUCAGAAUUUGAUCGCCACAAUGUAAAUAAAAAGGGAAAUUUUGAGGCGCUAAUCAGUGGCUGUUAGGUUUGAUCAGGAUCUUAGCAACCUAGAGGCAAAUGUUUCAAUUUUUUCCCUUCUGCUAUGCCUUACUUAACACCUCACACCCCUCCCCAGCUUAAACAUAGCCACCCCAGUGGAAAGGUAACGUUUAAAUCUCGGCUUCACCACCGGGGUGCAGCAGCCAGAGCAGUUGGAGGCGCCAGGCUUUUAACCUGACAAUGAUGUUGUAUUUGAACAGCUGCGUAAAGGUUUAAAAGGUCUGUCUCAUUGCCACCGUGGAGUUUUUUAAAAGGGGUUAUUGUUUGGGCGAGGGCACUGAGAGGGGGCUAGCCAAUCGGUCCCAAGGCCGAAAAUAACGUUCAACGCCUGUUUUCUUCAGGCCAGGAGAAAUUCCUUUAGGGGAGGGAGGGGACAAAGGACUUUUUUGGGGGGGAGUGAAAUGUUUUUGUGAAGGAGCAACUAGGUUUCCCCAGAACUGGCUUAGGCGUCUUAAGGAGCAUCGAACCCCAAAGAAAGAUCUGUUGAGGUGGAAACCAGAUUUAUCCACAAGUUCAGUCUCUGGGCCUGAAAUCCAAGGCCAGUCCAUUCCUGGGUGAGUGGGAAAGAAGAGAACACAGAUGUCUCCUCGGACUGAGAACUGGUUCACGGUCACAGUUUCCGGGUCCGUUUUACUUUCUUGAAGGGGCCCCGGAAGGCCGAAGGACAGCUCCCACACACAGGCAGGGCCCCUGGUCCAGGGCAAGUCUUUGGAAAUCAAGGUUAAAGUUCCCGCUGCUGUCCUUAGGCCCCGGCUUCCGCAGGGCGGCUCGCCGCCUGCAACCAGAGAAAGAGGGAGGAAGUUGUUCAAGUUUCUCAUAAAACUCUGAGUUUCCAUGGUGGUGGUGGCGGUGGCUGCUCUUUAAUGAGCUGGACCACAACCCCAGACCAUAUCCUCUUUAUAAAACUUUCCCUCGCCAGAGGAAACGGAAGACUAAGAUUGUCCCCUCUCAUUCCCCCUCUCGUCCAAGCAAAACCUUGUCAAAGAAUUUUAGGGAUUGCCCAAAACUAUAAAAUUUAACUUGUGACAAAAGUAUAGCUUUUAAUAUUUGACGAUUUGUGUUAAAACAAAAAUUGACCUUCUUGGUUAGUAGCGAAGGGGAAAAAUCAAUAGUAUAAUUUUCAAUAAUUCAUAAAGCGAACGCCAUUAUGCUAAAUCUUAACUAUUAAUCUUAUCCUUUACAAAGUCUCGAUUGAUUUGUUAAUAAAAUAUCUUCCCGUUUGUGGCAACAGUGGGUAUAACUCUUUAAAAACCCUCAGAAGCAAGAAAAUUACCAAGGAGCCCAAGAAUGUAGAUGAGAAUUUUAUUGAUCGCCCUGAUUCUUCUUAAUAUGUAUUAAUAAAUUCCACAACCUUUUGUACCUUGCACUUGUCAGAAACCAAUGCUUUUACAAAAUCCAUAAAAGGAAAACAUAUUUUUCCUUGCAGAAGCCUCAAAUGACACCUUUGCUUUGCUCUCUCUUUGCCCUGGCCCCGCUUUCUAAAACUUGUGGAGUCCGAGGGUCCGAGUUUUCCCCUUUCUUUUGAAAAAAAAUUUUUUUUCUUUUAUCCUUCCUUCCUCUCUGCCCUGUGUUAUCAGGGAAAGGAAAUCUCGGUUUAGCUGUCUCUGGGAGCCCGAGGAACACUUUCGCGGAUAGGGAAUGGCUGGCGAGGAUUAUCUCCAUCCAAGCUAGAAGCUCCCAGCAGCCGGUCCCUCAAAGGUCAGGGUGUGGUUACUCUGACAGUCUAGGCUCGAGGAGCUCCUGGGUGCCGAGGCGCCUCGAGUCCGAGUCUAAUGGUCGAAGGAGAGGGUAACUACGGGCUGGAAUUUUUCUCCGUGCUCCGGAUUUGCCCAGCUGCGUGGCCUCUCGACCUUUCGCGGCCCUUUUCGCUAGUGGUUACCGCGACACCUUGGUCGUAUCAUCUUUGCAGCAGAGAGGUCUUUCUUUGGACCUAGGGGGGAUGUUUCAGAACCAGAGGAAUCGGACUCACCUUCCCAACUGCCCAGUACUACAUUUAACCAGCCCGCGCCCCUACCCCUUGCUCGGAACCGGCAAUCUUGGGUGCGUUCUGCCUGGGUGUGUGCGGGGGAAAAACGCUUCUAAGAGCAGGCGCCACGGCGCUCUGACUUCCCUCAGUGCGCGCGUCCUCCCGGAGGGCCCUCGGAUCAAGUCUUUCCUUCCGCCGGCGUGGCCCAGUGGCCGGGUGGGGGACUCGAGUGGGGCAGGCAGGCCGGCCAAACAAGCCCCGGGAGACCGGCUGGCUGGCCAGCAGCAGAGCCCUGGGCCGGUUGUUUUCAGCGCGCACUAUCACCGGCGCUUAGUAGAUGUCGCUGUUGUCCGUGCUUACGCGGCCGGCCGGCCGGGCUCUGGAACACGUGACCUGCAAGGAGGCUGCGGCUCAAGGCCAUUUUCAAAUCUCAUUGGCUUGGUUGUCAUGUGGUCGGCAGAGGCAUCCACAAUUACACCGGGAAUGUUUUCCUAGAGAUGUCAGCCUACAAAGGACACAAUCUCUCUUCUUCAAAUUCCUCCCCAAAAUGUCCUUUCCCAACAGCUCUCCUGCUGCUAAUACUUUUUUAGUAGAUUCCUUGAUCAGUGCCUGCAGGAGUGACAGUUUUUAUUCGAGCAGCGCCAGCAUGUACAUGCCACCACCUAGCGCAGACAUGGGGACCUAUGGAAUGCAAACCUGUGGACUGCUCCCGUCUCUGGCCAAAAGAGAAGUGAACCACCAAAAUAUGGGUAUGAAUGUGCAUCCUUAUAUACCUCAAGUUGACAGUUGGACAGACCCGAACAGAUCUUGUCGAAUAGAGCAACCUGUUACACAGCAAGUCCCCACUUGCUCAUUCACCGCCAACAUUAAAGAAGAAUCCAAUUGCUGCAUGUAUUCUGAUAAGCGCAACAAACUCAUUUCUGCCGAGGUCCCUUCGUACCAGAGGCUGGUCCCUGAGUCCUGUCCCGUUGAGAACCCCGAGGUUCCUGUCCCUGGAUAUUUUAGACUGAGUCAGACCUACGCCACCGGGAAAACCCAAGAGUACAAUAACAGCCCCGAAGGCAGCUCCACUGUCAUGCUCCAGCUCAACUCUCGUGGCGCGGCCAAGCCGCAGCUCUCGGCUGCCCAGCUGCAGAUGGAAAAGAAGAUGAACGAAACCGCGAGCGGCCAGGAGCCCACCAAAGUCUCCCAAGUGGAGAGCCCCGAGGCCAAAGGCGGCCUUCCAGAAGAGAGGAGUUGCCUGGCUGAGGUCUCGGUGUCCAGUCCCGAAGUGCAGGAGAAGGAAAGCAAAGAGGAAAUCAAGUCUGAUACUCCAACCAGCAAUUGGCUCACUGCAAAGAGUGGCAGGAAGAAGAGGUGCCCUUACACUAAGCACCAAACGCUGGAAUUAGAAAAAGAGUUCUUGUUCAAUAUGUACCUCACCCGCGAGCGCCGCCUAGAGAUCAGUAAGAGCGUUAACCUCACCGACAGGCAGGUCAAGAUUUGGUUUCAAAACCGCCGAAUGAAACUCAAGAAGAUGAGCCGAGAGAAUCGAAUCCGAGAACUGACCGCCAACCUCACCUUUUCUUAGGUCUGAGGCCCAUGUGAGGCCAGGAUCCGAGAGGGGGCACCGUGUUCCAGGCCCGAGUGCUGGAGGACUGGGAAGGCGGAAACAAAACCUUCAUUGCUCUUUGUUUUGUUUUGUUCUGUUCUGUUUUCCUGCUAGAAUGUGACUUUGGGGUCAUUCUGUUCGUGCUGCAAGUGAUCUGUAAUCCCUAUGAGUAUAUAUAUAUAUUAAAAAACUUAGCACGUGUAAUUUAUUUUUUUCAUCGUAAUGCAGGGUACCUAUUACUGCGCAUCUUCAUUUGGGUCUUAACUUAUUGGAACUAUAGGACAUCCAUCCAACCAUCCACUCAUCCUCCCAUCUAGCCAGCCAGCAAUGUGACUUUUCCACGUUUUCCCUCACAUAAAACUUCUCUGUGUGUGGUUAGCCCAUGAAUCCAUGUCAUUUUGAAAACAUCUAGUACUUUAAAAAAAAUACAUAUUAUAUAUAUUUCAAACGAAUAAGAAAACCCACAAGCUUUGGGGGGAGGGGGACCUUAAAAAGCACAUUACAAUGUAUCUUUUCACAAAUGAACUUAGCAAUUGUCCUUGGUGAAAUGGAGUAUUGAUGACUUAUGCCUUGUAGCCUUUCCCUUGUGGUGCAUCUGUGGUUUGGUAGAAGUACAAGAGCAACCUGUGCUUUCUGUGCAUGUUCUGGUCGCAUGUAUAAUGCAAUAAACUCUGGAAAUGA
Alexandromys fortis (reed vole) is the source of this 8421-nucleotide messenger RNA. RefSeq names its product homeobox D10 (gene Hoxd10). The transcript has 2 exons. The coding region runs from base 6487 to 7719 and encodes 410 amino acids. Lineage: Eukaryota; Metazoa; Chordata; Mammalia; Rodentia; Cricetidae. Gene Ontology annotation, cellular component: nucleus. The record is from RefSeq and is a predicted model, not a curated record. Gene Ontology annotation, molecular function: RNA polymerase II cis-regulatory region sequence-specific DNA binding; DNA-binding transcription factor activity, RNA polymerase II-specific. Gene Ontology annotation, biological process: regulation of transcription by RNA polymerase II.